UGACAGCGUCGACUUUGCGCAUUGACGGGAGGCGAUAGCUGAGGCAUUUACGCCGGCAGCUGUAGCAUGGCAGGACAGCGAAGAGCAAGAAGCGGAGAGAAUGCCAUGUUGACAGAAGCACAAGGCGACGGGGACGGCGCCGGCCCUGGCCCCGGCGGGUCUCGGAGCCCGCCGGCGCGGCAGCCACGGCGCCUGCUGCGGCUGACGUUGCUACUGGGCUGCGCGCUUGCGGCGCACCUUGCCGGCGGCUGGGGCUCCGGCGCAGGCGUCGCGGCAGCCCCCUCCGACGUGUCGUUUCCGGGCGGCGCGGGCCACGCGCUUCAGUUCCAGGACCAUGUGCUGCUGAAGACCGACUUCCGGGACUUUCCCACCACGGCACUGACGUUUGAGGCCUGGAUAAGCACCAGUGACUUCUGCCACGCGGGCACGGUCAUGUCGUACGCCAAGGACAGCAAGUCGGAGGACAACGCGCAGCGCAUCGCCGACUUCAACCACUUUGUCAUCUUCGACACGCGGGCCCUCCUGGCCUGCCAUGACUACCAGUACAUAGACCUGCUGCCGGACCCGGCCAACAUGUCCUGCCACGCAGCCUACGCCAACGCCAGCGGGGGCAGCCGCAAGCUGCCCUCGCUGUUGGAGCGGGACGGGCGCUGGCACCACCUGGCGGUGACGUGGAGCGCGGCGGCGCAGGGGCUGACGCAGAUCUACGUGGACGGAUCACUCAUGGCCUCCGCCUUCACACACAAGACGGCGCCGCUGGAUCCCAACGGAGCGUUCAUGCUGGGAGGGGAGCAGGACUGCUUUGGCGGCUGUGUGGACCCCAGCCAGGGAUUCCACGGCCUUCUGGAUGAGAUCCGGCUGUGGCGGGUGGCUCUGAGCCAGGAGGAGAUUGUGAUGCGCAUGCGAUGGGCCACGGGCUUGGAGGGCUUCCCCGACCUGGUGGCCUGGUGGAAGUUUGACGAGCCCAACGCCGACCCCGGCAUAUUCGCGCGGCACACGGUGGCCCGGGACGCCAGCGGCCGCGGCAACGACCUGCAGCUGGAGACGCCGCCGGCGCCGCGGCCCGUGGAGAUACAGCUGCCCGGCGCCGCGCGGCCUCUGCGCACCGGCGCCCUGGAGUUCCGCAACGGCCUGGCCCUCAACAAGCGCCUGGCGCCCGGCGGCUUCCCGGGCCGCAGCUUCAGUCUGGAGCUGUGGGCGCGGGGGGCGGCCAUCGCGGACCUGGACAACAUGCAGCAACAUUCCACGCAGCUCAUCUCCUACGCCGCACAGCGCACCGACGCCGGCUCUGGCGGCGGCUCCGGCUCCGGCUCCAGCUCGCCGCUGCCUGGCGGCUUCCUGGACGACGCGGUGCGGCUGGAGCGGCUGAUGGCGCGCAGCCUGACGCGGCCGGGGCGCUGGGGGCCCACCUGGGUGGGCGGCACCGCGGGUGCUGUGGCCUUGCACGUCAACAGCAACGAGCACACCGACGACCCGGGUCGCGAGGCGGUGCUCAUAUUCGACGCCAAGUGGACGGACGACAAGUGGCACCACCUGGCGGUGACGUGGCAGUACGACACCGGGGCGGCGGCGCUGUACCUGGACGGCGAACCCCGGGUCGCGUUCUUCAGGUCGGAUUACGGCGUCACGGAGCAGCGCUCGCCCACCGAGGGCGGCGUGGCGGCGGUGGUGGCGGCGCGCACCAGCCGCGACGGCAGCGGAGCGCUGGCGCUGGGGCAGGACCAAGACUGCCUGGGCGGCUGCUUCAGUGUGGGGGACGCCUUCAACGGGGCCAUGGCUGUGGUGCGGCUGUGGGACCGAGUGCUCACACAGGCCGAGGUGGUUGCGGGCAUGUACGUGGAGCAGCCGCCGGCGGCCUCGCGGCUGGGGCUGGUGGGGCUGUGGGCGUUCGGGCCGGGCGGCAUGGGAGCCAAUGAGGCGGGCGAGCCGCUGGCGCUGGACACCUCGGGCUCCUCCUCCGGCCCCAACAACCUGCUGCUGCGCGGCUCGCCGCCCGCCUACGUCUACUCCACGGCGCCGCUGGCGGCGGCGGACGGGCGGCCGCUGCCGGGGCCCAGCCCGGGCGCGGGCGGCUACUCCCUGGCCCUGAGCGACAAGCAGAUCCUGAUGCUCCCCAACUUCCGUGACUUCCCCUCCACCGCCUUCACGGUGGAGUUCUGGCUGUGGUCCGUGGACCGCUGCCGCCCCGGCGCCGUGUUCAGCUACGCCGCCGGCGACUACGAGCAGCUCGACAACGCCCUGCUCAUAUUCGACUACAACAGCUGGGGCGUGUCUGUUAUGGAGGACGAGGGAAGUUAUGGCGACCACAAGUCCGGCGUGUCGGUCACCGACGGCGCCUGGCACCACGUGGCGGUCACGUGGGAGUCUGGUGAGGGCGUGGUCCGGCUGUACGACAACGGACGUCUGGUCUGGGCGGUGCGGCGGGCGCGCGGCAAGACCAUCCCCUCCGGCGGCACGCUCGUCAUUGGGCGGGAGCAGGACUGCCGCGGCGGCUGCUUCGACUCGGCUGAGGGCGCGGCGGGCGCCACAAGCCCAGUCAAGGACCAGGAGUACGGGCCGCAGGACUUCACGGGUGUGAUUGAGGAGAUGCGUGUGUGGCGCGUGGCGCGAAGUGCGGCCGACAUACAACGCGGCAUUGACGCCGACGACGGCCGAGGCCCGGGCGGCUUUGACAGCCCCGGCGUGGACCCCUCCACCCCCGGCCUGGUGGCCUACUGGCGCUUCGACGAGGGCGCCGGCUACCGCGUGCACGACGCCACCGGGCACGGCCACGAUCUCAUCAUGCUGCAGGAGCCCAGAUGGGUGGUGACCCGCUGGCUGAGCAGCUGCGGCAACGCGGUGGUGGAGGGGCGCGAGCAGUGCGACGACGGAGACAACAGCGACGGCGACGGCUGCUCCGCCGCCUGCCGUGUGGAGCCCGGCUGGACAUGCACCGGCUCCGGCCCCUCCGUGUGCGUGCGAGCAGACGCCAGCCCCUCUCCCACGCCCGCCCCCGCGCCCGCUCCCACGCCCGCCCCCACGCCCGGGCCCACGCCGGGACCGGCGCCAGGACCGGCGCCGGGACCGGCGCCGGAGCCGGCGCCCGGCCCUUCGGGCGGAGGAGGAGAGGGAGGCGGCGGGAAGGUGGACCCGCACUCCUCACCUGACACGGGCGACGGCGGCCGGGGUGGUAGGAAGCACGCACACCGCACGGGUUUGAUCGUGGGGCUGAGCCUGGGCGGCGCGGGGCUGCUGGCGCUGGUGCUGGCGGGCGCGGUGGCGGCGGCGCGCAGCGGCCGGGCUGGCGGCGGCGGCCGUGGCGGCGGCGGCGGCGGCGGCGGUAUCUUCAGUUCGUACGGCGGCGUGCGGGAGGCGCUGGUGCGUUCGCUGGCGCCGCUGCUGCCGGCCGGGCUGCGGGCGCGGCUGGCGUCAGAGUACCACCCGCUCAUUCUCAACCCCGAGGAGGCGGACAUGACGCCGGAGUUCGUGUGUGCCACGCCACCCCGCCACCCCUACCUCCCGCUGCCGGGAGCCCCCGGCCCCUUCCCGGGAGGCCCCACCUCCCACCUCGGCCCGCCCAGCCCCGGCACCACCGUGCCACGAUUCAUGUCAGCUCCGAACACACCCCUGCGCGGCGGCGGCGGCGGACACCGCGCCGGCCCCAGCCCUGGGAGCAACGGCGGCAGCGUCAGCGGCAGCGGCCGGUCGAGCAUGCAAAUGCCGCAGCCGCUGCCGUCGCCACUGCGCAACCUGAACUUUGGGCCCAACUUUAACCACGGGGGUGGAGGGGCGGGAGGUGCAGGGUUCGGGCAGACGCAGCUGGUGAGUGGCACGGGCGGUGGAGGCGGAGGAGGUGGAGGCGGAGGAGGAGGAGGAGCCGGGCCGUUUGGUCUCCCAGGCCUGGUGUCGCCGUUUGGGUUUGGUAGCGACAUGACUGGGAUUAAUGAGGAGCGGGAGGAAGGAGAGGAGGGAGCGGGCGGCGGCGGCGAUGGUGGGCGAGGGGGCGUGGCAACACCGCAGCAGCCCUACCAGCAGCAGCGGGGAUACGGCGGGGUGGGCAAUGGGUCGGCGUGAGGGCGAGUGGCGGGUAGAAGCACGGAAUGCGUGGGCCGUGGGGGCUCACCGUGCAAGGUAGGGCCAGACGAAGUACGUCACACGUGGGAGCGGCGGUACUGACGCGGAUGUGGCGCAGGGACCAGGGUAAGUGGGGCCGGGGUAAGUGGACCAUGUUGGAAGGACGACAGGACGAAAAGAGAAGUAAAGCCACGCAUGGGCCAGGGUGGGGCAGCCCGCAAGAGCAUGCAUGCACGGCAUGAGUGAAAUAUAUACAGGUGUGGGUCGGUAGCAGCAGACCGUGUGGCCGGCACGGCAAACAGGCCGCAGUGACAUCUCUGCGGCUGUGGAAGGCGUGUGGUUGCGGACUUGUUGGUAGCAGGCAGGACGUGCGCCGAUGUGUGCGGCUGUGCGCAGCAUGCCGUAGCUGUUUGCAGCGGAAGUACAGGAUGGGGUUGCAAAGAGGCAAAAGCAGUGUGUUGCCGCGAUGCAUGGACGGUAAGAGCAAUGCGAGGUAGAAGCAUGCGUGUAUGUUGGUAGGUAGGUCCAGAUGCGUCUCGUUGUAAAGGAAUUUCUUCAGGACUGUAGGCAGUGAUAUGGGCGCGGGGUGCUAGACAUGCAAGGCGGGUCGCGGCGCUGGACGUGUUCAGGGAGGCGAAACACAUCGCUUGAAUGCCAUCGCCAUUAUGCAGCUGCGAUGUGGUUGCAGUUGCGUGCAUGUCGUGUUGCGGCUGCUGUUGCUGUUGUUGCGGUGGAUCCCGUGCGGUGUGCAGAUUAUUCGGGGGAGGGGCAGUUGCGCAACCGGAAUGGCGCGGGCGAGACAGGGCAAGGGAAGACAUGAGACACCGGGGUGCUGCAAGAGGGGCAGCGGUGGGAGGUCGUAACGAAGACUGCAUGCCCCUCUGACUUUGCGCUUGCAGCAUAUCGGUUUCAGAGGCU
Chlamydomonas reinhardtii is the source of this 4971-nucleotide messenger RNA. RefSeq lists its product as uncharacterized. The record is from RefSeq and is a predicted model, not a curated record. The transcript is spliced from 25 exons. NCBI's taxonomy places the organism in Eukaryota, Viridiplantae, Chlorophyta, Chlorophyceae, Chlamydomonadales, Chlamydomonadaceae. The coding region runs from base 106 to 4053 and encodes 1315 amino acids.